AUGAACGGCGAUUCAUAUGGUGGAGGCCGUGAAUCUGGCCGGUCGCGAGAACACUAUAGCUCGCGACACGAAAGAGACGACCGAAGAGAUCGCGAUCGGGAUAACAGAGACAACCGACGGGACGGUCACAGAGACAGAGAGCGCCGAAGAAGUCGAUCCCCACACGGACACAGAUCACGAAGAGAACACGACGAUUCCUAUUCCUCGAGCAGAAAUUACAGAGAACGCGAACGAGAAGAGCGAUACAGCAGCCGGAGAGACGAUAGAGGAGAUUGGGAUAGAGAUCGUGGUCCACGACGUGGAGGUCGAGACGAUCGCCGCGAUAACCGCAGAGGAGACCGUGAUCUAUUCGACGACCGCCGUGGACCUCGUCGAGGAGGUGGAGGAGGAGGAGCAGACAGGCAGGAUGAUCAAGGUUUAAGGGAAGAUCGUGACGAGUUCGCAGCUCAAGCUCGCGGCGCAAAAGCAAGCAGUCCUCCUCCCAAAAAACGUGAACCAACACCUGAUUUGACUGAUGUUACACCUAUUCUUGAACGAAAGAGACGUUUGACGCAGUGGGACAUCAAACCUCCUGGCUACGAUAACGUGACCGCGGAACAGGCGAAGUUGUCUGGCAUGUUUCCUCUUCCUGGUGCGCCUAGGCAGCAGAUGGACCAGGCCAAACUACAAGCUUUCAUCAAUCAGCCAACGAAUGCCGACAAGUCUGCGCUCAAGCCUGCUACGGCUCGACAGUCGAAGAGGUUAUUCCUGCACAAUAUACCGGCCUCGGCCACGGAGGAGAGCAUGCUGGGUUGGUUCAACUUACACCUGAACGGAUUGAACGUGACACAAAGUAGUGACCCUUGCAUAUCUGUCAACAUGUCGAACGACCACAGUUUUGCUAUCGCAGAAUUCAAGACACCACAAGAUACGACCGUCGCUCUGGCGCUGGACGGUGAGUCCACAGAAGAGCAUGUGCGUGAAGCAAACGGAAAUGCAGAGCACGGCGUCAAAGGCCUGGAGAUAAAGAGACCAAAGGACUAUAUCGUUCCCUCGCCCGAUCCAGAGCAGUACAAUGCUCUCGGAGAUGGAGGAAUAUCGACUGAAGUACCCGACUCGGAGCACAAGAUCUGCAUAAGCAAUAUACCCUCCUUCCUAUCAGACGACCAAGUCAUAGAAUUAGCCAAAUCGUUUGGCGACGUGAAAGCUUUUGUGCUUGUCAAGGAUCGAGGUUCUGAUACUUCAAGGGGCAUUUGUUUCCUCGAAUACGCCGACCCUGAAGCAACAAGCAUCGCCAUUGAAGGUCUCAACGGCAUGGACAUCGGCGACAACAAACUGAAAACAAACUUCGCCUCAAUCGGUGUAAAACAGGCAAUCGGCAUGGAAAUGGGUGCUCAAGCCAUGUCAGCAUUCGCAGGCACACAAGCAGCCGACAGCCAAGAAGGCCGAGUUGUACAACUUCUUAACAUGGUAACAGCAGAAGAACUGAUUGAUAACGACGAAUACGAAGAAAUCUGCGAAGAUGUCCAGGAAGAAUGCUCAAAAUACGGACAAAUCAUCGACAUGAAAAUUCCACGACCAGCCGGAGGAAGUCGCCAGUCCAACGGCGUGGGUAAGAUAUUCUUGAAAUAUGUGGAUGCAGAAGCUGCGAAAAAGGCGUUACAGAGUCUUGCGGGUCGGCAGUUUGCGCAGCGGACGGUUGUGGCUACCUAUUUUGACGAGGCUAGCUUUGAGGUUAAUGCGUGGUAA
Lithohypha guttulata is the source of this 1728-nucleotide messenger RNA. RefSeq lists its product as uncharacterized. Gene Ontology annotation, cellular component: U2-type prespliceosome; nuclear speck; commitment complex. The record is from RefSeq and is a predicted model, not a curated record. Lineage: Eukaryota; Fungi; Ascomycota; Eurotiomycetes; Chaetothyriales; Trichomeriaceae. Gene Ontology annotation, molecular function: poly-pyrimidine tract binding; pre-mRNA 3'-splice site binding. Bases 1 to 1728 code for a protein of 575 amino acids. The transcript is spliced from 5 exons. Gene Ontology annotation, biological process: mRNA processing.